AUUUAAAGUUUACCAAAGCCCCUACUGGCAAUACUAGUUACAGGCUGUCAAAACAAAAUUUUAAUAAGGUGGAGGCGCUAAAAUUAUUUAAUUUGUAUUACAUAUAAUUUUAAACAAGAUGAGUCAAUUACUAGAAACCGAAGCACAAAAUUCUGAUGAUUUCGUAGACCAAAUGAUAUUAGAAUACGACAAAACGAUAAUGUCAAUACCUGAUAUAGAAAACGAGCCGCAUUUACUUAUAUCUAAAGUACGUAAGCACUAUAUGGAAUAUAUAAUAAAACUUUUGUCGGUGAACUACGAAAAACAUCAAAAGCAAUUCAACAAAAAUAUUCGCUUACCAAGCGCAAUAUGGAGGUGUGCGAAAAUUAUAGAAAUGACUGCCGCUCAAACUUGCAUGGUAGUACAAAUAUAUCGGAAAAAUAUUGUGGGCGUGAUCAAUGAAUUAAAACAGGACACAAGCAAGGGUAAACUGUACAAGACAUUGUAUGAUUUUUUAAAUACAACUCCAAACAAUGAAAAAAGAGUUCAAACUACAUUAAAUAAGACUAAUAAUUGUACAUGUCAAUGUACAUGCAACCAAAAGAGAAAGAGGCGUAGAGAAAACAAUAUUCAAAAUCAAUUCAUAUCUGAUAAUGUCGCAUCUACACCUAGUGAAAAACUAUUAGAUACUAGUAACAAUAGUCUAGAACAUACAUUAACAAAGGAAACAGAAGUUAACAGUGAUAUGACAAUGAAAAAUUUACCCUCAGAAACACCUUUUCAUACACAUAAUGUAGAAACACAAGACUCUGAUAAUUUGCUACGGCAACUAGAGAUAUUGUUCCAAGAUGACCAUAAUGAUGAUGAUCUUUUUGAACAAUCAUUAUGGAAUGAUCCAAAUCCUACUAAUGAAGAACCCAAAGACAAUAAAAAAGAUAAUAAUGAAACAGAAAACAUGGUAGAGAGUAAUAAUUUACCAACUGUAAAUAUUAACCAAUCUUUAGAUGACAAAUUGGCAUCUUUAGCUGGACAUUUUGUUGAGAAUGACAAUAGUACAAAACUGGCCAGUAAAAAAGCAAAUCAAACAUCCAAUAAAUGGUUGUGUGAAGAAUAUUUUAUGAAGUUACAAUUAUAUGAAAUAUUGGAUCAAUUGAGAGAUUGUAAUAGGGCAAAGCUUGCUAGGGUAAAAGAUUUAUUAAAAGAUAUAUUUGGAGAGGACAGUGAUGAUGAAGGGGUUAUGUCACCAUUGGAAGAGACACCAGAGUUUGUGAGGAGUUGUAAAGAGAGAAUAGCUCCAUGGGUAGUUAGAGUACUCACUCCAUUUUAUAUCAAAGGACGGAUAAAAGGAAAAGCUUUAUUUAAGUCACUUGCUAAACAUUUGAUUAGGCUUAUUUACCAGUGUAGUAAAUAUCCAAAUGAAUAUGAAGUAAAAAGUUUUGUAAAUGAUUUUCUUGACAGCCACAAACUAAUAAGAUGUGAAGCUGACUUCAAACAAUUCAGAAUUAACAAUAUUUGACGGAAGAAAUUUUUUUCAUUAUAAAGAAAUCAUUGUUGAAAUUAAUUAUAUUUUAUCACUUUUUACCAAUGUGGUAAGUGAAUUUAAAAAUAUAUAAUCUUUAAAAUGUUACUUUAUUUCAGUUAAUAAUUCUUGAACACUACCAAAUAAAAAUCUCAGGGUCUAACAAUAAAAGAUUUAAACAGUGCUUGAUAUGUGAACCCUUUUUUUCUCAUGCUGAUAUUAGGCAUUACAAGAAGUGAUUUUUUAUUUGGUGAUAAUUAUUAUAUACCCUUAUAUACAUAUUUGUCAAAGGGUCGAAACACAUGUUUAACUGUAUUUUUUUGAGGAAUACUGUCAAUGUUAAGUUACAGGAUUCCAAAGUAACAAUCUUUUUCCAUUAUUUAAAUUUAAUAUCCAUAAAAUGAAUUACACACUAUGACAUUAUUUACUGUGGGUUUCUGACACCAA
Messenger RNA from Papilio xuthus (Asian swallowtail), 1945 nucleotides. RefSeq lists its product as uncharacterized. Gene Ontology annotation, biological process: regulation of DNA-templated transcription. NCBI's taxonomy places the organism in Eukaryota, Metazoa, Arthropoda, Insecta, Lepidoptera, Papilionidae. The coding region runs from base 119 to 1495 and encodes 458 amino acids. Gene Ontology annotation, cellular component: chromosome. The transcript has 5 exons. The record is from RefSeq and is a predicted model, not a curated record.